AUGCGACAGAGGCAUUGGGUGGAAUUACUAAACGACUACGACUACGAAAUUCGCUAUCAUCCUGUCAAGGAGAAUGUAGUGGCCAACGCUCUUAGUCAUAAAACUCAUCUUAAGGCUAUUCACAUCUCUAGUGAACUCCAUACUUGUAUUCGUGAACCCCAGUAUUCGUCAGCUAAUGAAGGUAGUCUAUCUGUUGAAGUUCUUGGCGCUAACAUUAAUCAACUUGAAACUAAAUCUGAUGGUCUUCAGUACUAUCUAAAUCGCAUCUGGGUGCCAGAUCACGACAACCUCCGUGAGCUCAUUAUGGACGAGGCUCACAAAUCCGUUAUUCUAUUCAUCCGGGCGCUGAUAAGAUGUACCAUGAUUUGCGUGCGACCUACUGGUGGCCUGGUUAAGGCCGAACAUCAGCGUCCUUCUGGACUUUUAGAACAACCUAAAAUCCCCGUUUGGAAGUGGGAUAGUCUUGCUAUGGACUUUAUUACUAAGUUACCCCGUACACCUGCCGGUCAUGACAGUAUUUGGCAAGAUCAGGAAAGAUUCACACACGUUGGUACGGUGAAGAAUCUUGGUCAACGUGGCGGUGAUCCACCCACAAAGCACGGGAAAAGAGGUGAAGAUGGUGUCCUAGAAGGAGUGUGA
This is a messenger RNA of Helianthus annuus (common sunflower), 639 nucleotides long. RefSeq lists its product as uncharacterized. The record is from RefSeq and is a predicted model, not a curated record. The transcript has 3 exons. Lineage: Eukaryota; Viridiplantae; Streptophyta; Magnoliopsida; Asterales; Asteraceae. Bases 1 to 639 code for a protein of 212 amino acids.